This is a messenger RNA of Diaporthe batatas, 2088 nucleotides long. RefSeq lists its product as uncharacterized. NCBI's taxonomy places the organism in Eukaryota, Fungi, Ascomycota, Sordariomycetes, Diaporthales, Diaporthaceae. The record is from RefSeq and is a predicted model, not a curated record. Bases 1 to 2088 code for a protein of 695 amino acids. The transcript has 9 exons. Gene Ontology annotation, molecular function: RNA binding.
AUGGCUCAGCCACACGAGACUUUCCAUCCAUCUUCGCCUCCCAGCGAGGGUGGAGCCGAGUCCUACAACCACGAGGGCACACCAGACACGCGUCUGACUGCCUUCUCCCCUCUGGAGGACUCGUCCAAGUCCUCCCGCCUCUUCAGUGCCCUCAGCUUGAGUGAUGGAAACGGAAACGACAGAGGUCAGUCCGUCGAGUUCCAGAGUCCCACUGGUCUUCACCAUGUCACCUCUCCCACCUCGUUUGGACCCGUCGCCCGGGACAAGGACCCCUUUGUCAGCUCUCCUCCCGAGAAGCGUCAAACGAAACUGUCAGCUACUGCCUCGACUUUCAGGCCUCUCUCCACUCCGGUCGUUUCCACCCCAGUCGUUGCCUACGGUUCCGCGGGUGUCACUCCCAAGCCUUUCGGACAAGCUGUCCCCGCGGCAUCUGUAUGCCCAAAGACUGGACUGCCGCUGGCACCGGGUCUGAGCCACAGCAUUGGCUUAACUCGUUCCCUGCGCGUCUCUUCGUUGGAUGGUGUGGCUUUGGAAGCAGUUGCGAAGUACCUCCAGACGAUCGAGGAGUGUGGUCCUUCCUUCCAGGGGCGUCCCAGUGCACUCUUCGAACACGGAUCAGAGGUCUACAUUCGCGCUACCAACAUCAGAGAUGCUUCGCGGAUCCUCGGUGAGACCGGCUUCAAGCCAGAGGGAUGGAAGAUCGAGUGUGUUGAAGCGGAAGAGCUCAACAAGUCAUACGGGCGUGAGCUGGCCAGCAAGCAUGAAUCCCAGUUUACUAUUACCAUUCUACCCUCUGUCGAUCUUACCGAGUCUCAAAUCGAGGCCAACAUCCUUGCCUACUUCAAAGAUCGCGGUAUUUACGCAUUGGAGCGCCAGCCAUCCAGCAUUACCGACACCCUUCAUUGGAUUGUCGAGUUCGACGACGCUGAUGCCGCCUGGGCAAGCGAGGUCGUGGACAAGGGAUGGAUCCUGGUCGCAGAUGCGUUCUACAUGAUGAUGUCGCCGUUCGGUCUGGGUGGCAUGACUCCACCAGGAGUGAACUGCUAUGCCCAAUUGCACUCGCCUGCUAUUUCCACUGUCGGAAGUUUCGAUGUCACGAAAGGCCUGGACAAUGUGUCAAUGGUGGGCUCGCCAUUUUCUAUGCACUCGAUGGCCGGAGCUGUGUUGCCCUCACCUCUGUCCUCCGGUACUCCGAUGCCCAUGACCCCCUGGCCAAUGUACCAGUGGGCCCACGCUUUGCAUUCACCGAGCACUUAUCCGGGCUACAUGUCCCCUGGUUAUACUGUCCCUUCUGCAUUCCAGAUGUCCCCAGUCUCUUCGCACCAGUCACCAGGUGUGGCGUCGCCAAACACGGCCAUGUUCGGUCGUCCGAUGCCGAUUGGUCUGCGACCCGAGGGACGUCGGAAUACUGCCAUGCGUAUCAACCGCACUCAGUUCAGUCCUCCAAGCCCUCACCAUAAUCACGUCGACAUCAACAGGAUCAAGGCAGGCACUGAUGUCCGCACCACGAUCAUGCUCCGCAAUAUCCCCAACAAGGUGGACCAGAAAAUGCUCAAGCGCAUCGUCGACGAGUCCAGCUGGGGCAAGUACGACUUUAUGUACCUGAGAAUUGACUUUGCCAACGACUGCAAUGUCGGCUACGCUUUCAUCAAUUUUGUCGAUCCUCUCGACAUCAUCGAUUUUGUCAACAAGCGGGCCAACAAGCGCUGGAACUGCUUCCGGAGCGACAAGAUUGCCGAGAUUUCGUAUGCCACAAUCCAGGGCAAAGACUGCCUUGUCCAGAAAUUUCGCAACAGCUCUGUGAUGCUGGAGGCACACCACUACCGGCCCAAGCUCUACUACACCACCAAUGGCCCAAUGCCAGAGCUAGCUGGUAUUGAAGAGGUCUUUCCAGUACCAGACAAUCAGUCCAAGAUGAAGCGAAGCUGUGAGAAUGCCGAGCAUGUUGGUCUCUUCACGCCCAAUGCUGGCCAACAGUUCCGUGACGAGCAGCGUCACCGUCGGUCUCAAUAUGAUCGAGGUACUCGACUCGCAGCACUUGAAGAAUGUGACACUUUCGACGUGUACCCUCAAGAUGUCAUCCACUAG